This is a messenger RNA of Ornithorhynchus anatinus (platypus), 1400 nucleotides long. RefSeq names its product killer cell lectin-like receptor subfamily B member 1B allele B. Bases 121 to 984 code for a protein of 287 amino acids. The transcript is spliced from 6 exons. NCBI's taxonomy places the organism in Eukaryota, Metazoa, Chordata, Mammalia, Monotremata, Ornithorhynchidae. The record is from RefSeq and is a predicted model, not a curated record.
CUAUCAGCAUCACAAUUACAACAUUUCCUCACUCAAGCUGAGCUUGGGGUUGGUCCUCAGAACCACAGAGACGGUUUCAGCUCAGGACCUCUCUCUCCAUUCUCCCUCCUGCCCUGAGCCAUGUCUGAAGACAUAGUCUAUGCCGAUAUCAAACUUGCCGGAAAAAAUGUUUCCCCUUCCAGGCCUUCAGCCCCAUCGCCAUCCCAGGAUGCAACGUCUCCUGUUACAGAUUCACACCCAUCCUCAAAGUGUCACAGGACUCUUCUGAAAGUGGCUUACACUGUGAUAGUUAUCCUCUUGAUGGUAAUGAUAGCACUGAGUGUCCUGGUUUUUAAACAGAUUGAUUCAAUGGCGUGUUCGAAACCUGGAGCAGGAAAUCCAAACAGAAGCGCCAUUUGUGCUGGAACGAGUACAGUUGGAAGCACUCCCUCAACAGUGGUACCCACUCUACGAACAUGCCCAGAAGACUGGCAGCUGCACCAAGGGAAAUGCUAUUGGUUUUCCAACGGGAGUAGAAUCAGAACCUGGAAUGACAGUGACGCCGACUGUGAGGCAAGGAAGUCAAAUCUGACUGUGAUUCGGGAUAUGUGUGAACUGGGCUUCAUCUGGUCAAAGAUACCACAGUCAUGCAAAUAUUGGAUCAGGCUGCCUAUUCAAAACGCUGAAGGCAACUGGACCUGGUCAAACGACUCUGUCCUCAACUGGAGUCUGUUCAAGGAUAACAACCCGACAAAUGAAAAGAAUGAGGGGCAGGAAAAUAAACAAUGUGAAAUGGACCCCCACAGAGAUCAACAGAACAAGAAGCUCAAGGGAAACAAACGUGCCCAGGAAAAUCCCAAAAAUGAAAGGAAGAAGAAGGAGGCAAAUAAAUAUCAUGAAAAGCACAAACCCUCAGAUAAAAAGAACCAGUGUCCUGUGCUCUCACGGGGUAAAAUUGGUCUUGACAGUUGUGACAAUGCAAAUUUCUGGCUCUGCCAGCAGUAAUGUGGACCCCUGAACCUCAGCAUGCCCUGGGACUCUGGGAAAGGGGUGGGGAAUGUCCUUUGGAUUUGACCUUUUCAUUCUGUAUGAGCUGGGUGGUGACUAAGGAGACGGCAGGAGAGAUCUCAAUCAACAGCAAGAAAGAAGCAGCAUGGCCUAGUGGAGAGAGCAUGGGGUCCCUAAUCCCACCUCCACCACUUGUCUUCUGUGUAACCUUGGGAAAAUCUCUUGAGUUCUCUGGGUCUCGGUUACCUAUUCUGUAAAAUGGGGAUGCAGACUGUGAGUCCCUUGUGGGAACAAGGACUAUGUCCAACCGGAAUACGUUGUACUUACCCUAGAGUUUAGUACAGUGUUGGAUGAGCACUUAGCAAAUGCCAUGAAAAAUAUAUACAUUCCAGCCUCCCAGGACUUCUCCAACA